Astyanax mexicanus (Mexican tetra) is the source of this 2899-nucleotide messenger RNA. RefSeq lists its product as uncharacterized. Gene Ontology annotation, molecular function: protein tyrosine kinase binding; MHC class II protein binding. NCBI's taxonomy places the organism in Eukaryota, Metazoa, Chordata, Actinopteri, Characiformes, Acestrorhamphidae. The coding region runs from base 169 to 1455 and encodes 428 amino acids. The transcript is spliced from 9 exons. Gene Ontology annotation, cellular component: external side of plasma membrane; membrane raft. The record is from RefSeq and is a predicted model, not a curated record. Gene Ontology annotation, biological process: T cell activation; positive regulation of ERK1 and ERK2 cascade; interleukin-15-mediated signaling pathway.
UUUAACGUUACUCUCACUUUGUAAUAUCGUUACACCUUUCACACCAAAUAUGCCUGUACAGCUGUUUUGAUCAUUGCAGUUCUUCCUGUUUAGCACUUAGAUAUUACUUUCAUUUCCUGUAAACCAAGAUUAGCAAGAGAAAGAUUUCUGGCAGUUGAUAAAACAGUUAUGUUUCCUUCACUGUGGAGUAUUUUUAUUCUGAUUUUCAAAAUAUACUACAGAAUUCAAGCAGAAGAUUGUGAAGCCCAGCGUGGAACUGAUGUAACCCUGAUCUGUGAAGUGCACAGUCUUCCAGAAUUCUCCACUCUGCAGUGGGAUGGACUGGGAGCUUCCAUACCUAACACCACCUUGUUCCUCAACAACACUGCCUACAUCAUUUUACACAGUGUAGACCAGCACAGUCAGGGCACAUACAACUGCACACUGAGGCAGAACGAAAAGAAGGAGAUAAAGAAGAGUGUAACACUCAGUGUAACAAAACAUACAUACUUAAAAAAGACCUCUAGUCUUUACAGAGGGAGCUCCAUCACCAGUGACCUAUUACUCAUCUGCAAGUCACAUAGGCUGUAUAACAGGAUUAUGUGGAGUCUUAAACAGCAAGCAGUACAGGGAGAAGUAGUACUAAUGGCUGCAGAAAAGGGAAAAAAGCCUAACUUUACUGGAGCAAUUAAACCAGGGAAACAUUCCUCCAUAUUCUACGAUGGUCAGGAGUUCAUCUUUCACAUCUCACCUGUGAGGUUCAACUACAGUGGGACGUAUACAUGUAUUGGGGAUGAUAAAACCGUCUAUUCCAGGUUUAAGCUCCACACUGUAAGAGUCUCUGCAGAGCCUCCUCAUGGUGCCUUCAGGAAUCAGUCGGUGGUUCUGACCUGUGAGGUGUCUGAGGUGACUGACCAGAUGACCCUGGCCUGGUUGAGAAUGGAGGGCAACAGGGCGGUGUUGGUCAAACAGGGCGUCCUAACCAAUAGGAACAGCACUAAGACCCUCACUCUGAUCCCGAGGAACCUCUCUGAUGAGCAGCGUAUGUGGCAGUGUGCCGUGUUUACUGAGAACAAGCUUAGAGCUCUGGCACCCCUCUCAGUCUUUGCAGAAACACCACAGCAAGGAGGCGGCGUAGUGGAGGGCACCAUCCUGUUUGUGGGGUGUGCUGUGGUUGGCUGUGUGGUCCUCUUGCUGGGAGUUCUGCUGUUUUACUGCCACAGGAAAUCAGCAGCCGGAGCGCCCUCUAAGGAAGAGAAGAGACUCAGAGAAGAUCAAUGCCAUUCUGAUUCAGCUUACGUGAAUAGAGAUGAUGGUCAUGUUGUCGCGGUUAAACCGGUGGAGGAAGAAGAAGAGGAGCUCCACUACGCCUCCAUCACCGUAGCGCGAGUCUGUCAUGGAGAAGGAAGGAACUGCAGAAAGAAGGCACCAGCUACCAGUGACUCCACCAUCUACUCAAAUAUCAAAUACCACUGAGGACCAUGAAGGCUAAUGUUACUGUGCUAAAUGUAUGGUGUACAUUCAAGAAGCUUCCAAUAUUUUUUUUCUUUAUUUUAAUUCUGUGAUUAACACAGUUAUUUAGGGAGGGGUUGGCCUACAAUUGUGGUUCAUUUAUGGUUCAUUAAUUAAUCAAGAAAUAUUUACCUAAUUAAAUAUAACUCAUUUAUUUUCAGUGUUGCUGAAUGGAGCCAGUCUUGACUGCAACAAAAAUAAUACAUGUAUUUACUGUCCAAACCCACCAGUGAGAUUUCUUUUUUUUUCACUUUGUUACAAAGUUUCUCACAGUGUUUGAAACUCAGCUAAAAUACAGUCUAAAGUUUCUCAAUAGUACUUUUCAUUAAAACACCUUCUGUUUAAUAUUUGGUCGUAAUUUGUAUUACUUCCUACAUUGUAUAUUAUUAUUGAAAACGUAAAAAGCUUAAAAAUUAUGUAAGAACAUAAGUUCUAGUUCUAGUUUCCAUGCGUCUUGGCAUGUUCUUCUCCACCAGUCUUACACACUGCUUUUGGAUAACUUUACACCACUCCUGGUGCCAAAAAUUCAAGCAGUUCAGCUUGGUUUGAUCAACCAUCUUUAUCUUGAGUUUUUUAAAUUGGUAAAAUCAAAGAAACUCUUUUUUAAGUGGUCUCCUAUUUAUUUAUUUUUUUUCCAGAGCUGUAUGUAUGCAUGUGUUUAUUGCGUACUGGUAUGUAAUUAUUGUAAUGAUUGUGAAUCCUGUAAACUGAUAUUCGCAAAAAGACCAGUACACAAUAGAAAGCUUUAAUGAAAUUUUAUGUCUCAAUAUUGUGGUCUGGUUUUGUGUGCCAGUGACUCACACUUGAGUAAACUUUAAGAGACCCUCCAGCGCUGGUUAUGAACUGCUUUUAAAGGCCCGCUCUGCUGAGUUUUAGUGUUCAAGGCUGAGAUAAAUCUAUGUCUCAGUGAAACACAAGCAGCCGGAUUUAUUUAUCCGCGAGGGAACUGGUGUCAGAUGCUGCUGAGAUUUCCCUGACGUAAUAUGUAUGGCUGUAAAGGCUUUUCUGGUGUGAUAAAAGCAGAAAUAUAGACUGUAAAUGUUUUUUGUAAUGCUUUUUUAUUGAAUCCUGUUUCGCGUGUGAGCAGGAGGUGGCAGUGCUGCGCUGCGUGGGAUUGAGUGGGAAUGGGAAUGGGAAGCGGGGCUCGUGGCUUGCGGUGGUGUUGUGGGGAGGUUGCGCAGAGCUGAUAUACGGCGUGGAAUAUAUAUGACUGUUAUGAGAUUCAAUGUGAUGAUCUACGUUUUGCUACUAGUGCAUGUUUGAAAUGAUGUCCACAGCUUUGUGAAGUACAGUGUUUUACGUGAGGUAUGGUGUGCAUUUGCGCGAAUGGCCAUGUGAUGGCACUGUUGGAAAAGGGGUUGUAUGCAGAUCGGUAAAUCUGCUCGAAAUAAAUCUUAAAAAUAAAGUA